Messenger RNA from Geodia barretti, 1606 nucleotides. Lineage: Eukaryota; Metazoa; Porifera; Demospongiae; Tetractinellida; Geodiidae. The record is from the annotation of a GenBank genome assembly.
CAUGUGCACAUGCUGAUUCAGCACAACACAGAAAUUGAAAGUUCAAUUGCGCUUCAUGUAUUAUUGUUGGUGCACCUCCGCACAUUAGUACGUGAUGAAGUAGGCGCUAAUGAUUGGCGCAUGGGGCUAUUAGGCAUGUGUGUGUAUAUACGUGUGGAGAGGGGAUUUCGCGGCGGCGCGCGCUCCCCCCAAGGGGACCUCCAUAUCUCAUUUCCCCUGUCCGGCCGGUCCUCUGGUCCCUCCUCCACCUCCCUCUCCUCUCUCGCCCCCUUCACUGCGACCACACCGGCCGUUCCUGGAACCCCCCAUCUCCUGCCACACCGAAGACUCGAGCUACAAACCGUGUCCUGGAAUCGUCGAACAACUAACUCGCGAUGUACUCUUCAGAGGUCGCUGAUAGAGAAGUGGCAGCGGCCUUCACGGACCAACAGCGUCUUGGUCUGACCAUGCCUCAGGUCCGCGCGACUGGAACUUCCACCACUCCGCAUUACACAAUCAUUGACAUGGAUCGCUCAGACGAUGAAGAGUCGGACCACGCCCCUGACCAGUUGCUCCCGGCAACGAGAGGGCGAGUCUCGCCGUCUCCAUACACGGCAAACACGGAGAGAGCUAAGCAGUUCAAUGUCAGUAUAAUAUGCACACCAUUACUAGAUGCUGAGGGGGCAUUGGUAGUGUAUACAUUAAGAAACCUCUGAUGAAGAACGCUGUAACUACAGUUUAUAUACCAACCAACAAGACCGCACGAACCACCUCUUGAAAUGAGGUGAAAUGAUAUUAGCAUUGAUUGAAGAGUACCAAACGCCUCUGCAGCCAAAGUUUACUCUCUUCUACGGUCUACAUACAUACAUACUACAUACAUACUACAUACAGCCACAAUCUGUACAUAAUGUCACGUAGUGUUCGCAGUGUAUGGUUGGUGUAUUACCGAACAUGGGCUGAGUCUAGUGAGUGGAAAUGUGACGAGGGGAAUUUCUAAUUUCUAACUGGUCUGUUACACUAUAUACUACUACUUACAGUGAAACCUCUGAAUAAGUGGGGGACUUCGAAAGUGUGGCCCUUAUUUGGAGGUUACAAACAUAUGCAAGAACUCUGGUACAAUAACUAUUUACUGCAUAGCUUUCUGUAGGCGAUCGUGUAUAUACACUGUGGAUAGGAACCCCUUGCCAAGGACACCUCUGAAAUGAAGACACCCUUUCUUUCCCCAAGAAAAGUUCUUGCAUGAAAUUCAAUCCCUCAAAUAAAGACACCCAUGGAUACUUACGUUCCAUUGGUGUCCAGAUUAAAGGAGUUCCCCUGAUAUUCCCCUCCCUCCCUCCACUAGACGUACGUCAGAGGAGUGAUAGAGCAGAGACUGGAUGUUCUGAUCCCCAUCUCCCAUCAGCCUCGCGAGCUGGUCUCCCAGAUCAUCGCGGACGCCAGUUCCAAAUUCCCCGAGUUCUCCACCUGUGUCCGCAAGAGGAUCAGGACAUUUCUCAAGUCAUACAGACGGUCGCGGAAAGUGAGAGAUCACCACACAACUCCCAAUGGAAUGGGAACUUCCCCGAGGAGUCAGGUGAUCAUCUUGUACCACACACACCCUCUACACACACAAAUUGACUUAACCCCC